Messenger RNA from Saprolegnia diclina VS20, 841 nucleotides. RefSeq lists its product as hypothetical. The transcript has a single exon. The coding region runs from base 76 to 672 and encodes 198 amino acids. The record is from RefSeq and is a predicted model, not a curated record. Lineage: Eukaryota; Oomycota; Saprolegniomycetes; Saprolegniales; Saprolegniaceae.
UUGAAUCGUUGGUGUAACCCUGCUAACUUUUCCGUCUCGACCGAAAACUUCAUUUUCCAAAUCAACUUGAGAACCAUGCAGCUCGCUUACGCCCUCGUUGGCUUUAUGGCAUCGGCCGUCGCCUCGGUUACCGCCACGGACGCGUGUGGUGACACGCCGAUCCCGACGACACCGGCCCCGACGACGCCCGCCCCGUCGACGCCAGCACCCUUCUCGCUCUGCAAGACGUUGACCGACGGCAAGGUGAUCUACCUCAUGGUCGACAACGGCCGAGGCCUUGGGUACUGCGGCGGCUGCCAAGUUGCCGGCUACAAGUACCCGGCCCGCACUGGCGAGUGGGCCCAACCGGUUCAUAUCCGCAUCGUUCCGGGUGGUAAGAUGGCGCUUCAGAGUGAGUACGGGGCCCAGUACUGGAGCCGCUGCGCCGACUGCAACCCAGUCAACAAGCCCAACCAAGUCGUCUUGCGCUACACUUCGUUUGAUGCGUCCAACACGACCCACUGGUUCUGCGAAGACGUGAGCGACACGCAGGUCCGGUUCAAGGACAUCGAUGGCAACUAUCUGACGCGCGACGCGGAGUAUCCGCCAGCCCUCUUUGGCAACAUCAUCACGAGCUUGCCGUGGAAUGCGACCGCGCCCGCGCCCCAGAAGUGGACCGUCGUGCCCAAGUAACAGUUGGGCACGAGACAUACUGUCCUACCUUAAUCCAUCAUUGACUGGACUUGAAUAAUCGACAUUGAUUCGAGGCUGUCCAUUUGGUGUCUCUAUGCGUCCCAGCUAAGAGCAUCCCCAGCAGUCGUUUUUAUACGUAAAUAUAGCAAUUUUUAAAAACGGACCUCCC